GAGAAAGAAAGAGGGAGACUAGUCACCAGCAGUUACUGGCAGUUACUAGUAGGUUCCAUGGUAGUGUGUAUAGUUUACGGCGGACGAAAAGCACCUUUCUCGAUUCCCUCGACCUGCCUGCCUUCCCAGCAGCGACGAUCGAUACGUCGAUCUAGUUAGUGGCUACGUUCUAACUAUGUUUGGCUCGUUCCGGUCGAUGUUUAUGGUCGUCGUUCACGUCGGCUGACAGCUGUCAAUCCUUCAUUCGGGUCGGCGGAGUGAGUCACCGGAUCGGCAGCCGAGGGCCUCCUCUUCAGACGAGUCCUGAACGGUAGCCUAAAAAUCUGAGCGCUAGGCUCCAGUAAACAGGACUGCGGGGACGAUCAUCUCCACAGUGCUGUAUGUGCCGCGAGUGCGGACUCACGAGCGAGAUAUUCCUCCCCGUUGCAGCGACGUCACCGGCAUGGCCUCCAGCUCCGUCAGCCAGGAGGACUUCGACAACGACUUCGAGUUGACGUCCAGGAGGUCCAGGAUCAGAACCGCCAGGGCUCGGGUGGGCCCACCGAGGACAGGAGAUGUGUCUUCCAUAAGCUUUCAAAAGAGCACACCGGACGUGGAGGAGUCGCAGGGCGCUUACGAUGCAAGUUCGAAUCCCGUGCUUCCGCCCGAGCACGAAAACCUGCAGAGCAAGCCGAUCAUCAGGAAGCAGGACAAACGCGUGACCGGCCGUGUCUUUAGUGUCGUAUCCUGUUUGCACAGGCCAACGCAUAUAAACAAGGGGAAGCAGCAACGUGAUCGACGGAAACUACGAGAAAAACGGCGUAGCACAGGGGUCGUGCAUUUACCGUCGACAGAGAGCACUGGUGGUAGUACGGGCGAGGACGAGGAAGAACUUAGCGGCACUUGCCUCGAAACUAAGCACAACACGCAUCACAAUGAAUUUCUUGAUCACGAAUUGAUCGAAGAACGGACCGCCCGAAUGUACACGCAGAGGCGAAACAAAAGUCACUCGGAUCUGGAGGCCGACGACGAGGAGUUCGAUUCCCUCAACCAAUCCGACAGCAUCAAUCAAUCGGACCACGGUAACCACGAGCCGCAGGCACCCGUCAACGCGACUGGCAGGCCGAGAUUGCCGACACCAACAGGCGACAAUCCGCACGAGCUGAUCGAGCGGGCGCAGGAGGAGAACAGGAGGCUGCUGUCCCUCCUGGAGGAUCGGGACCACAAAAUAAUGGCGUUGGAGGCGCGUCUGCUGAAGCAACAACACGAGAUGGCCGUGGAGCGCGAGCGGCUCCGUGAGGAGAACGCCACGUUGAUUCGCGCGAUGGCCGCCCUAGCCAGCAAUUGAAUUCCUUCGCCCGUCGCGAAAGAUCACAUAAGCCCUAUCGAUUCUGCGCUCCGUACGAUAAUCGCCGAGCAGCUACCAGGAUGAACCAUAAGUCGCGCAUCGCGUCUAUUCUUUUCUCUUAUCUCGUCUAGCCCGCUAUAAUUCUUUUCUUUUUUCGAUUGUUUUGCGCUCGUCGGAGUGAUCGUCACGCAGCUCGCGCGGCUCGCAGAGCAAACGACUGAAAAUCACGCGUGUUGAUUAUACCUUUAAUUAUUGUUGUUGAUAUUAUUGCGCUCUACGAUGUAUUUCUCCGCGUAUACGGAACGCGAGACGAUCUCGCGUUUUCUCUCUCUUUCUCUCUUUCUCUCUCUCAUUCGAAAGUUCGCAAAAAGUUGCGAGGUUGCGGAGGUAAAUCCGGAUCUGCGAUAGGUGUAGUAAGCAUUUAACACGUUCACUGCUCGCUAAAUUUUCGAAGGUCCUCCAUGGUACUAAAGUGAGAUUUUUGCAAGUGUAAAUAACUGGUCAGCAUUACAGAAAUUUAUAUAUGUCUUUA
Messenger RNA from Dinoponera quadriceps, 1859 nucleotides. Its product is annotated as PRKC apoptosis WT1 regulator protein-like. Gene Ontology annotation, biological process: positive regulation of apoptotic process; apoptotic process. NCBI's taxonomy places the organism in Eukaryota, Metazoa, Arthropoda, Insecta, Hymenoptera, Formicidae. Bases 443 to 1327 code for a protein of 294 amino acids. Gene Ontology annotation, cellular component: cytoplasm. The record is from RefSeq and is a predicted model, not a curated record. The transcript has 9 exons.